GCGGAUUUAAAGGGGUUUUACGUCACCAAUUUCCUCUUACACAUGACAGCUGCUGAAACCCACUUUUAUUUUCCAUUACUGUACGCUAUAGGAACAAUCAGAACCGGGUUUUUACUAGUUUUAUUUUCUGGCAACAACAGACACGUUUUCUCCAGAGGGUAGAUUUUUUUGUUUUUAUUAUUAUUGGAAAAGCUAAUAAACCGUGGUAACUGGGUUGAAAUGUUCACAUGCCAACUGGGCAGCGUGUGAAAGGAACACGUCGCCCUGUGUAAAAUAAAAGCAGAUGCCGAACAGGACGUGUACAGGGAUUACUAUUUAGGACGAUGACCACAUUCUGCUUGUAGAGGAAAUGCAGAGGUAGAGCAAAAGAAUGUAAAAAGAGAUGGGAAAGAUGGUGUGGAACUGUUGCCUGGGUGCCUCCACAGCUGUGCUGUAUGGCUCCUUGGCCCUUUUUGUCUCAAUUCUUCACAAUGUCUUCCUGCUUUAUUAUGUGGAAACUUUUGUGUCCGUUUACAAGAUAGACAAACUUUCCUUCUGGGUGGGAGAGACUGUGUUCCUGAUAUGGAACAGCCUGAAUGACCCCCUCUUUGGCUGGCUAAGUGACCGUGCUUUCCUUAGCACUCAGUCUGGAUCUCAGAUCUCUUCACCUGAGGUUGUGUUGAAACGCCUGCAGUCUCUCUCAAGGAAUGGGCCGCUUUUUGCUCUUUCCUUCCUGGCCUUCUGGGUGGCCUGGGCCCACCCUGGUCUGCAGUUCCUCAUUUGCCUGUGCCUUUACGAUGGUUUCCUCACACUGGUGGACCUCAACCACAACGCUCUGCUGGCCGACCUAGCCGUGUCUGCAAACGAACGCACACGCUUGAACUUCCAUAGCUCCCUGUUCAGUGCACUGGGCUCACUUUCUGUCUUCCUGUCCUACUUCUUCUGGGACAAAGAGGAUUUUUGGUCCUUCAGGCUUUUUUGUGUUGCGCUGUCUGCCCUGUCAGUGCUAGGCUUUGCGGUGGUAUCCCGAAUUCUGCGACACAGGUUCCAAACUGAGGUUCAGUCACUCAAGAAAGGAGAAAACGAAUUGCUCAAAGAAUUGUCUGUUGGCCAGGCUCCUCUUGCUCAGACUGAGAAGCCCGUCACUCUAGGGGAGUAUCUGAAGCAACUCUCCCGGCACAAAAAUUUCAUGUGGUUUGUUUCAAUGAAUUUGGUGCAGGUCUUUCACUGCCACUUCAACAGCAACUUUUUUCCUCUGUUUCUGGAGCACCUAUUAUCAGACCGCAUCUCUGCCUCCACUGGCUCUUUUCUGCUGGGAAUCUCUUACAUAGCUCCUCAUGUCAACAACCUUUACUUUUUGACAUUAUGCCAAAAACUGGGUGUCUACCAAGUUGUUCGUGGUCUCUUUCUUUUGAAAUUGGGCCUUAGUAUAGCAAUGCUGCUAGCAGGAGCAGACCAGGUCUACCUGCUUUGCUUAUUUAUUGCCAGUAAUCGAGUGUUUACUGAGGGGACCUGUAAGCUGUUAAAUUUGGUAAUCACAGACCUGGUUGACGAGGACUUUGUGUUGAACCGACGAAAACAAGCAGCCUCUGCACUGCUGUUUGGUAUGGUUGCUUUAGUAACAAAGCCAGGCCAGACCUUUGCUCCUCUCAUUGGCACCUGGCUGCUGUGUGUAUAUACAGGUUAUGACAUCUUUGAGCAGACUCCUCUUAAAGACUCAGCUGUAGCUGUAUCGGGUACAGAGAGCUCUUUACCACUGCGCCAGGGCUGCUUUUACCUACUGGUGUUUGUUCCCAUCUCCUGUGCUCUGCUGCAGCUACUGGCUUGGUCUCGCUUCACCCUCCACAGUCGCAGAUUACGGGGCAUUAAAGCCAUGAGGGAAGGUAUUCAACACCCAAUUGAUGUGAAGGCCAUUUAAAACUACCUGACCCAUUCUUCACUGCCUCAUACAGACUCAAGAUGAAGGCUGGAAUCGUUUAUAAAAGGAUUGUAAGACAAUAAACUCUUAAUGAAAUCAGCCUUAUUUUCUUAUUGUGAUAUCAUCAACAUGUCUAUAUUUGUAAACAUAAUGACCUAAUGACCAAAUAUGUACUGUUAAAAAAAAAUCAUGUGGUGUGGGACCAUAUGGGAGAGGAAAAUUCCUUCCGCUUUAACUGCACAAUACAAGACUAUAGUUUGGCACUGUUGCUCAUGAAGGAAACAAUGGUUUACUUACUAAGCUUUCAUCAUUUUCUAUAAAAAUCAUAAGCUUGAGGUUGGUUUACCUAUUUAUUUAGCAUUUUUAUAGUAUGCUAAUCUUUUAAGUAUUUCUGGGACUGCAUGAGUUUCUACAGGAUUUUAAUUGAUUAAUUUGCACCAGUUUUUUGCCAUAGGAAAUUUUAGUGGUACGCUAAUUCUAGAAAGGAUCAUACUUUUUUUUUUUUUUUUUUUUUUUAAUGAUAAAAUAUUUUUACCAAGCAUUUUACACUAAUUAUCUCCAGGUAUAAUUCCAGUUACACCAGUAAUGGCAUAUCUAGAUAAGAGUAAUUUUAUAUAUAUAUACAUUUUUUUUUUUAAACUGCCAUUUUCAUAUGUGCUUGUUGACUUAUUGAUUUAUACAAAUCAUGCAUUAACUUUCCAAAAAUGAAGAGAGACUUUACAGUACUGUCCUUUGAAAUAUUUUUUUAGUGUUUGAUAUUUAAUGAUAUUUGUAUUGCUUGUUUUGUGAUCAAGGGGACCAUUUGUAACUCAGGAAAUUUUACAUUAUGUAAUAUUUUUUUGUUGUUUAUGGUAGUGCUUCAUACAUUCAUAUUAAUGUUUUGCAGAAAAUAAACAUAUUCGUGUUGCUUGAA
Silurus meridionalis is the source of this 2810-nucleotide messenger RNA. RefSeq names its product major facilitator superfamily domain containing 13A (gene slc68a1a). The record is from RefSeq and is a predicted model, not a curated record. The transcript is spliced from 9 exons. NCBI's taxonomy places the organism in Eukaryota, Metazoa, Chordata, Actinopteri, Siluriformes, Siluridae. The coding region runs from base 383 to 1897 and encodes 504 amino acids.